AUGAACAGCAGAUCCCACCCCCUGCUGGAGCAGGUACCACUCACCGUGUCUCCCUUCAUCAAACUCCCACAGGCGACAACGCUCCCAUAUACCUACCGCGCCAUGCCCUCAUCGCUGCCACCCUCAUCCACCAGCGGCAACCCGAGCACCGACGACCAUCAGCAACAGACCGACAAGCCGCGGUACGUUGUCUCAGGGACGGGCCACGCCGCACACCCGGACGACAUCGUGGCGUCGUGCCGCGCGCUGCAGGCCCACGUGGCAAAGCUGCAGUCGGACGCCGAGGCCGAGCUGCGGGCGCUGGACGAGCGGAUUCGGGCGCGCGAGCUCGCCGAGAAGAGGCGCGUCGCACCCGGCUGGCUAGACAGCGAGGCCAGGAUCCUCGAGCCGGAGCGCAAGCUGGCAGACGGGAUGGAAGGGCUGAGUUUGCGUCCUGGACCGGGGCCCGGGCAGGAGGGCGGGCCGAGCGAGAUGGCGGCACCGGAUCACGAUGACCCUGGGGCCGAGCUUGAUAGGGUGUUUGGGGGCAAAUGA
This is a messenger RNA of Pyricularia pennisetigena, 534 nucleotides long. RefSeq lists its product as uncharacterized. The transcript has 2 exons. Lineage: Eukaryota; Fungi; Ascomycota; Sordariomycetes; Magnaporthales; Pyriculariaceae. The record is from RefSeq and is a predicted model, not a curated record. The coding region runs from base 1 to 534 and encodes 177 amino acids.